This is a messenger RNA of Neoarthrinium moseri, 783 nucleotides long. RefSeq lists its product as uncharacterized. Lineage: Eukaryota; Fungi; Ascomycota; Sordariomycetes; Amphisphaeriales; Apiosporaceae. Gene Ontology annotation, biological process: proteasome-mediated ubiquitin-dependent protein catabolic process. Gene Ontology annotation, cellular component: proteasome core complex; nucleus; proteasome core complex, alpha-subunit complex. The record is from RefSeq and is a predicted model, not a curated record. The transcript has 3 exons. The coding region runs from base 1 to 783 and encodes 260 amino acids.
AUGACCGGGGCAUCAAGUACGUCCACCCCGUCCCCGGCGCUGCCUGCCGCCGCCGUCCUGUCCACUGACCACCCCCCGAACAGCACCUUCUCCCCGGAGGGCCGUCUCUUCCAAGUCGAAUACUCCCUCGAGGCCAUCAAGCUCGGCAGCACGGCCAUCGGCGUGGCCACCUCGGAGGGCGUCGUCCUGGGCGUCGAGAAGCGCGUGACGUCGACCCUGCUCGAGACGUCGUCGGUCGAGAAGAUUGUCGAGAUCGACCGCCACAUCGGCUGCGCCAUGUCGGGCCUGCAGGCCGACGCCCGCUCCAUGGUCGAGCACGCCCGCGUCGAGUCCCAGAGCCACGCCUUCAACUACAACGAGCCCCUGCGCGUCGAGAGCUGCACCCAGGCCAUCUGCGACCUGGCCCUGCGCUUCGGCGAGAGCGCCGACGGCGAGGAGAGCAUCAUGAGCCGCCCCUUCGGCGUCGCCCUGCUCAUCGCCGGCUACGACGAGGACGGCCCCUCGCUGUACCACGCCGAGCCCAGCGGCACCUUUUACCGCUACGACGCCAAGGCCAUUGGAAGCGGAAGCGAGGGUGCCCAGGCCGAGCUGCAGAACGAGUACCACAAGUCCCUCACCAUCACAGACGCCGAGACCCUGGUUCUCAAGACGCUGAAGCAGGUGAUGGAGGAGAAGCUGGACUCCAAGAACGUGCAGCUGGCGAGUGUCACCAAGGAGAAGGGUUUCAGAAUAUACACGGACGAGGAGAUGGCUGCCGUUGUCGAGAGGCUACCUGCAAAUUAG